AUGACUUUAGUGAAAGAUGAUGGGAAGCCCGAUAUAUUCCUUACAAUGACGUGCAAUCCGACGUGGCCUGAAAUCCUUAGAGAGCUUUUGCCGGGUCAGACCGCACCCGAUCGGCCAGACCUUGUCGCAAGAGUUUUUCGUGCGAAACUAGAGGAUAUGAAAGACCAACUCUUCAAAAAGCASAUCCUCGGUAAAUUCGGGGCAUAUGUUUAUGUCAUCGAGUUUCAAAAGCGUGGUUUGCCGCAUGCCCAUUUUCUUCUGAUAAUGACACCCGAACACAAAAUGACCAAUCCAGAUCAUUACGACAAGAGUGURUGUGCUGAAAUUCCGGACCCAACCAGGUAUCCCCAAAUGCACGAACUGGUCGUCCAACACAUGAUGCAUGGUCCUUGCGGUCAUUUACGACCGUCCAGUCCUUGUAUGCAAGGUGAGCCGAAAAAAUGUCAUUUCAGAUAUCCCAAACAGUUCAACGACAAGACGAUGCAAGCUGAGGACUCAUAUCCAUUAUAUCGACGGAGAAACAGUGGAAUUAAUGUGAAUGUACGAGGCAACAUCCUGGAUAAUAGAUGGGUGGUCCCAUAUAACCCGAAGCUAUUAAUGAUGUUCAAUUGUCAUAUSAAUGUUGAGGCUUGCUCGAGUAUAACAUCUAUGAAGUAUGUCUUCAAGUAUGUUUACAAGGGUCACGACAAACAAGUUGUUCAUAUCGAUUCARAGGAAGAAAGGGUCGUUAUUAACGAAAUUAGAAGGUUCCAAGAUGCACGUUAUGUCUCCCCUCCUGAGGUUAUAUGGCGGAUUUUUAGCUUCACAUUUUCUCAAAUGCACCCUUACGUGAUGGCAUUGCAACUCCAUCUCCCUAACAAACAGAUGGUUAGGUUUAGAAAUGAUGAUAUAAUGACAGAUAUUGUCGAUAGUGAGAGAGAUAAGCGAACGAUGCUGACUGCAUUUUUUGAUAGGAAUAGAACAGACAUGAGUGCAAGACAAUAUUUGUACAAAGACUUUCCAAAACACUACACGUGGAAUUGGAGCACACAUUGA
This is a messenger RNA of Cynara cardunculus var. scolymus (artichoke), 1035 nucleotides long. RefSeq lists its product as uncharacterized. The coding region runs from base 1 to 1035 and encodes 344 amino acids. Lineage: Eukaryota; Viridiplantae; Streptophyta; Magnoliopsida; Asterales; Asteraceae. The transcript has a single exon. The record is from RefSeq and is a predicted model, not a curated record.